CGCCGUUUCAUUCUCUCAAUCUUCAUUACCCAUUUCUCUUUCCAUCAUUCCCGGCAUAAACCCUACUCCAAAAAGCAUCAAAGAUCGCAGCUUUCCUCUCAAUUCCCCGUUUCUGCUCAAGAAGCAUGAAGAAACCGUAUCUGGGUUCUCUUCUUUUCCUCUUUUUUCUCCUCUCUUUCAUUUUCCAUGUCCACUCUCAGUCCACCCCCGAUGCGGCAGCCAUGCAGGCACUCAAGUCCAGCCUCAAAAUUCCAUCUUCACUUGACUGGUCUGACUCCAACCCUUGUAAUUGGGCAGGGGUUCAGUGUCCUUCCGGUACUAAUCGGGUCACCCGGAUCCAAAUACCCGGCAAGAACGUCGCAGGAACCCUGCCGCCUGAUCUCAAGAACCUCUCUGCUUUGAUAGUUUUCGAGGUCAUGAACAAUCAGCUCACCGGAGCCAUCCCGAGUCUCGCGGGUCUGAGCUCAUUGCAGGAAGCCUAUUUUCACGACAACGAUUUCACCUCAUUCCCUGCUGAUUUCUUCACGGGAUUGACUUCUUUACAGACUGUGGUGCUUGAUUACAACCCCUUUGCGCCUUGGGAGAUUCCGUCCAGUCUCAAGGAGGCCACCGCCUUGCAGAGUUUUUCCGCUGUCAGAGCUAAUCUCACUGGGACGAUCCCGGACAUCUUUGGCUCCGGUACUUUUUCUAACCUGAUUCAAUUGCAUUUGUCCUUCAACCAGCUUGAGGGAGGACUGCCGGCUUCCUUCGCGGGUUCCAUGAUUCAGUCUUUGUGGCUAAAUGGGAUGAACCUCAACGGUUCAAUUCAAGUCUUGCAGAACAUGACUUCUUUAACUGAGGUAUGGUUGCAUGGAAACCAAUUUGCCGGUCCCUUGCCAGAUUUUUCGCAGUUAACCCAGUUGGCGAAUUUGAGUUUGAGGGAUAACCAGUUUACUGGUGUUGUACCUAUGUCUUUGGUUGAUUUACAGUCCCUCUAUGUUGUCAAUUUGACAAAUAAUUUGCUUCAAGGCCCUACCCCUAAGUUUGCCGCUCCCUUUGUUGAUAAUGCUGGUACUAAUAGUUUCUGCUUGAGUGAUCCUGGUGCUAGUUGUGAUAAGCGCGUUAAUAUAUUGUUAUCUAUUGUGGAAGCUGUGAGUUACCCUGCUACUUUAGCUGCAAAUUGGAAAGGGAAUGAUCCCUGUAGUUCAUGGAGGGGGAUCACGUGCAAUUCUAAUGGGAACAUAACAGCAGUUAAUUUUAAGAACUUAGGGCUCUCCGGUACGAUUUCUUCUAAUUUCUCAAUGCUUACUUCAUUGACAACUUUGGAUCUCUCCAAUAAUAAUCUCACUGGCACAAUACCAUCCGAGCUCACAAACCUGGCUAGUCUCAGUAAGCUGGAUGUUUCAAACAACAAUCUUUAUGGUAAAGUACCAACAUUCAAGCAAAAUCUGGAUGUCAUAACUGCCGGGAACCCAAACAUAGGAAAAAAUGCUCCCCCACCUCCUGCUUCUCCUGGCACACCUGAUAGUACCGGUGGAGGUAGUCCUGCUAGUAGCCAAAAGAAAUCACAAACAGCAAAGGUUGUGGGUUCUGUGGUAGGUGCUAUUUGUGGAUUGGGUCUUGUUGGAAUUGGCAUCUGCAUGUAUGCUAGAAAACGAAAGCACUCAAGUAAGGUACAAAGCCCUAAUACUGUGGUGAUACAUCCCCGUCAUUCUGGUGAUCAAGAACAGGUUAAGAUUACUGUUGCUAGUUCCAGUGUUAAUGGUGGUGGAAGCGAAACUUACAGCCAAGUAAGUAGUAGUGGACCUAGUGAUAUUCAUGUGGUUGAGGCUGGAAAUAUGGUCAUAUCAAUUCAAGUUUUGAGGAGUGUCACCAAUAAUUUUAGUGAGGAAAAUAUUUUGGGACGAGGUGGCUUUGGUACGGUCUACAAAGGAGAAUUGCAUGAUGGGACAAAGAUUGCUGUGAAAAGAAUGGAGUCAAGUAUUGUGAAUGACAAGGGUUUGGCAGAGUUUAAGUCUGAGAUUGCAGUUCUUACUAAGGUUCGUCACCGUAAUUUAGUCGCUCUUCUUGGAUAUUGUCUGGAUGGAAAUGAGAAGCUUCUAGUGUAUGAGUACAUGCCCCAAGGCACUCUUAGUCUUCAUCUAUUCAACUGGAAGCAGGAACGUUUGAAACCACUUGAGUGGACCAGACGGCUUACAAUUGCCUUGGAUGUGGCUCGAGGGGUUGAAUACCUACAUGGUCUGGCACAUCAAAGCUUCAUACAUCGUGAUCUCAAGCCAUCCAAUAUUCUUCUUGGAGAUGAUAUGCGUGCCAAAGUAGCAGAUUUUGGCUUGGUUCGUCUAGCUCCAGAUGGUGGAAAACAUUCAUUUGAAACAAGGCUUGCAGGGACUUUUGGGUAUUUGGCUCCAGAAUAUGCAGUUACUGGACGAGUGACUACGAAGGUGGACGUGUUUAGCUUUGGUGUAAUCCUCAUGGAAUUGAUCACUGGCAGAAAGGCACUUGAUGAUACCCAGUCAGAGGAUAGUGUACACCUUGUGACAUGGUUCCGUAGGAUGUACAUUAACAAGGAUACAUUCCGAAAGGCCAUAGACCAGACCAUUGAACUUGAUGAGGGGACACUUAGCAGUGUAUGCACAGUGGCUGAGCUUGCUGGUCAUUGUUCCGCAAGAGAGCCUACCCAGAGGCCAGACAUGAGUCAUGUAGUCAAUGUGUUGUCAUCGCUAGCUGAUGCCUGGAAACCAACAGAACUUGAUUCUGAUGACCUGUAUGGAAUUGACUUUGACAUGACCUUACCACAAGCAUUGAAAAAGUGGCAAUCUAUUGAGGGAGAUAGCAAUAUAGAAGAUUCUUCUUCAUUCUUUGGUAGCACGGAAAACACCCAGACCAGCAUACCUACCCGGCCGUCUGAUUUUGCCGUUUCAUUCAGCACGGAGGAUGGGCGGUAAGAGCAGACAAAAGAAAGAGGAUGAAGUUAGUUUGGCUGUUCAUUGAUGGUUCUUAGAGAUCUAGCUUGUUCAUUCCAUCUGCAUGUUUCUUCUUCUAAGGAUUGCUCUGUUGCCAUAUUUACCUAAAGGGAGGAAGUACCUCCCAUUAUCUCUGUAUCUUCAACAGCUUUAUUUUAUCUCUCUUAUGUUUUGGCAGCUUUUGAUGAAAUACAAUCAAGAACAGAUGUUUAAUAUAUAUUUCUUUGGGAAUUUUUUUGAAAAUG
Messenger RNA from Rubroshorea leprosula, 3187 nucleotides. NCBI's taxonomy places the organism in Eukaryota, Viridiplantae, Streptophyta, Magnoliopsida, Malvales, Dipterocarpaceae. The record is from the annotation of a GenBank genome assembly.